Benincasa hispida (wax gourd) is the source of this 4051-nucleotide messenger RNA. RefSeq names its product P-loop containing nucleoside triphosphate hydrolases superfamily protein. Gene Ontology annotation, cellular component: 90S preribosome; nucleus. Gene Ontology annotation, biological process: ribosome biogenesis; maturation of SSU-rRNA from tricistronic rRNA transcript (SSU-rRNA, 5.8S rRNA, LSU-rRNA); endonucleolytic cleavage of tricistronic rRNA transcript (SSU-rRNA, 5.8S rRNA, LSU-rRNA). NCBI's taxonomy places the organism in Eukaryota, Viridiplantae, Streptophyta, Magnoliopsida, Cucurbitales, Cucurbitaceae. The record is from RefSeq and is a predicted model, not a curated record. Gene Ontology annotation, molecular function: GTP binding; GTPase activity; U3 snoRNA binding.
AAAAAUAAAUUAAAAAUAAAUAAAAGAAACACAGAACCCUAAACCCUUCUGCGUCUUCCGCUCACUCUCAACUGCUCCACCAGGCUUCACGCCGGUCUUCCUAUCGCCGCCGACACUCUCCGGUUCAGUGCUGCCGCAGCCUUCCAUCUACGGUUGGCACUGAUUUUUUUUUUAACCCUUUUGUUGCUACUGAUAAUCAUGGCCGUCAAUGCAAGUGCUGAAGAUCAAUCUCACAAGGCCCAUAGGUCUCGUAAAUCUGGUCCCAAUGCAAAGAAGAAAUCAAUGAAUGAUAAAGGGAAGAAGAAGGAUGAAGUUUCUGAGAAUGAUAGGAAGCGGAAUCCCAAGGCUUUUGCUUUUAAUUCGUCAGUUAAAGCCAAGCGUUUGCAAGCUCGUUCUGUUGAGAAAGAACAACGUAGGCUUCAUGUUCCCGUAAUUGAUCGUUGUUAUGGUGAACCGGCUCCAUACGUUAUUGUUGUACAAGGACCUCCCCAGGUUGGGAAGUCUCUGUUGAUAAAGUCUCUUGUUAAGCAUUAUACCAAACAUAAUUUACCUGAUGUUCGUGGCCCGCUUACAAUUGUGUCAGGUAAACAAAGGCGGUUGCAGUUUGUAGAGUGCCCAAAUGAUAUAAAUGGGAUGAUUGAUGCAGCAAAGUUUGCUGAUUUGACUUUGCUUCUAAUUGAUGGUGAUUACGGUUUUGAGAUGGAGACUUUUGAGUUUCUCAACAUUUUGCAUAAUCAUGGACUUCCAAAAGUUAUGGGAGUUCUCACGCACCUUGACAAGUUUAAAGAUGCAAAAAAAUUAAGGAAAACAAAGCAGCGUCUUAAACAUCGCUUUUGGACGGAGAUACGCACAGGAGCAAAAUUAUUUUAUCUAUCUGGGCUUAUACAUGGGAAAUAUCCUAAACGUGAGGUACACAAUCUUGCUCGGUUUAUCUCUGUGAUGAAGUUUCAGCCUCUGUCUUGGCGUACCAACCAUCCAUAUGUUUUAGUUGACAGAUUUGAAGAUGUCACUCCACCUGAAAGAGUUCAUACGAACAAUAAAUGUGAUAGAAAUAUCACGCUUUAUGGUUAUCUACGAGGUUGUAAUUUGAAGUAUGGAACUAAGGUUCACAUUGCUGGUGUGGGUGAUUUUGAAUUGGCUAGUAUAACCAGUUUGGCUGAUCCUUGUCCUUUGCCAUCUGCUGCCAAAAAGAAAGGACUACGUGAUAAGGAGAAAUUGUUUUAUGCUCCUAUGUCUGGGCUUGGGGAUCUCUUAUAUGACAAGGAUGCUGUUUAUAUAAACAUCAAUGACCAUUUUGUUCAGUAUUCCAAAGUUGACGAUGAUAAAGAAGUACCUACAGGGAAAGGUAAGGAUCAAGAUGUGGGUGAGGUUUUGGUGAAGUCUCUCCAGAGCACAAAAUAUUCAGUUGAUGAGAAGUUAGAGAAGAGCUUCAUUUCCCUUUUUGGCAGAAAACCUGACAACUCAUCUGGGUCUCGGGAAGUUGAUAGACCUGGUGUGGUACAUGAUGCCGAUGACUCAGAGUCUUCAGAUGAAGAUAACCUUAUCGAGAGAGAGGCUAAAUUUGAAAGUGAGGGCACUGAUGAGGAAGAAUAUAAUGAUUUAUUGGAUGAGAAGUCCCCUGUUAAAGACCAUAUGAAGGAACAUGUUGAAUUUCAUGAAGGGAGGCUUAGGAGGAAAGCUGUUUUUGGAAAUGACGUUGACUCUGAUGAUCUCAUGGAUUCAGAUGAAGAAGGCAACGAUGACAGUGACGAUGACAGUGAUGUUGAUGGUCAAAAGAUGUCGGAGGAUGAUGAAGAUGAUGAGCAAGACGAGACUGGCAUGGGUAACACAUCAAAGUGGAAGGAGCCUUUGAUUGAAAGGACCAGGUCUAGGCAACAUGUGAAUCUCAUGAGACUUGUGUACGGGAAAUCCACGCAACUAUCAACUACCUCAAGCAAUGAAGCACAUGAUACUUCUGAUGAAGAAAACGAUAGGGGUGAAUUUUUUUGGCCUGUAGGCAAGAUAAAUAAGAACGAUAGCAAAGUAGUGGAUGGUGAAAAUGCCAAUUCUGAGGAUUGUUCCAAACAUUUCAAAAUUUCCAAUGAUCUUGAUAUUGAAAGCAUUCGUGACCGAUUCGUCACGGGUGAUUGGUCAAAAGCUGCUCUCAGAAAUAAAUCUCCUGAAGUCAAAUUUGAAGAUGAUGAUAAUGUCUAUGCUGAUUUUGAAGAUCUAGAAACUGGUGAGAAGUAUGGGAGUUCUCAUGCUGAGAAUACUACUGAUGCAACAGUUCAGAAGGCAGAGGACUCAACAAUUGAGGAACGCAGACUGAAAAAGCUUGCUCUUCGUGCACAGUUUGAUGCUGAAUUUGAUGGAUCUAAGGCAGCAGAGGAUGGAAGUGAUAAAGAAGAUGAGGCCAAUGGAAGUGAUUAUCAUGACAAGAUGAAGGAGGAAAUUGAAAUUAGGAAACAAAGGAAUAAGGCUGAACUUGAUAAUAUUGAUGAAGCCUUCCGAUUGAGGAUUGAGGGAUUCCAAUCUGGGACAUACGUAAGAUUGGAAGUUCAUGGUGUUUCUUGUGAGAUGGUUGAACAUUUUGAUCCUUGCGAGCCUAUUUUGGUUGGAGGAAUUGGUCCUGGGGAGGACGAUGUUGGAUACAUGCAGGUCAGACUAAAACGACAUAGGUGGUAUAAGAAGGUACUGAAGACUAGAGAUCCAUUAAUUUUUUCUAUUGGAUGGAGGCGUUACCAAAGUACCCCUGUUUAUGCAAUUGAGGAUUCAAACGGGAGGCACCGUAUGCUUAAAUAUACACCUGAACAUAUGCACUGUCUAGCAAUGUUCUGGGGCCCUCUGGCCCCUCCUAACACGGGGGUUAUUGCUGUUCAGACUUUAUCUAGCAACAUUCAGACAUCAUUCAGGAUUGCUGCAACAGCUACUGUGCUCCAAUCUAAUCAUGAAGAGCGGGUGGUCAAGAAAAUCAAGCUAGUUGGUUAUCCAUGCAAAAUUUUUAAGAAGACAGCACUUAUAAAAGAUAUGUUUACUUCAGACCUUGAAAUAGCUCGUUUUGAAGGUGCCUCCAUUCGAACUGUUAGUGGAAUCCGGGGCCAGGUCAAGAAGGCUGCAAAAGAGGAGAUUGGUAACCAGCCCAAAAAGAAAGGAGGACUACACAAGGAAGGGAUUGCUAGAUGUACCUUCGAGGACAAGAUUCGGAUGAGUGACAUAGUCUUCCUGCGUGCAUGGACUAAAGUUGAAGUUCCUCGAUUUUACAACCCGCUGACAACAGCAUUGCAACCUCGUGACCGAGUAUGGCAAGGGAUGAAAACUGUGGCUGAACUUAGGAAAGAACAUAAUCUUCCCAUUCCUGUGAACAAGGAUUCGCUCUACAAGCCAAUUGAGAGGCAGAAACGGAAGUUCAAUCCAUUGGUAAUUCCCAAAUCAUUACAAGCAGCCUUGCCAUUUAAAUCAAAACCAAAGGAUACACCUAGUCAGCAGAGGCCACUUCUCGAAAAGCGAAGAGCUGUUGUUAUGGAGCCUCGCGAUCGGAAAGUUCAUGCUCUUGUUCAGCAGCUUCAACUUAUGAGACAUGAAAAAAUGAAGAAACGAAAGCUCAAAGAAGAGAAGAAGAGACAAGAGCUCGAAGCCGAGCACGCCAAAACUGAGCAGUUGUCUAAAAAGCGGCAAAGAGAAGAACGGCGGGAGAGAUAUAGAGAACAAGAUAAACUGAGAAAGAAAAUUCAAAGAAGAAGUGAAUGAGAUCUGUUGAGAUUAAUUGUUUUGGUGCGUGGCCUUAUUAUAUAAAUGAAAUUCACCCAAUAGUUUCUUCAAAUAUAUUUAUUUAGAGUGGGUUUUACCUGUAUAAUUAGAAGUAGUUAAGUGAUUUUUCUACAAGCACCUGUUUAUGUGCUUUAGAAUUUUCAAAAUCACUUAUGGCAUGACCAAAUGACCAAGCACCAUGAAAAUUUUGUAUAAUGCUUUUAAUUGAUCGAAAGAAUUUUUAUUAUCCUAUAAGUUAUGUUAAUUACGUUGUAAUCAUGUUGAAAUGAUGGAAAACCAUUGUAAAUGUUUAUAAGUUAAAAAA